UGAUUUUCAAACUGCGCUUCUGCGCCAUGCAGAAGUGCUGGGUAAUAACAUCUGAUGUGCUGUUGACCAUAUUGUAAUCAUUCGUCCUGAGAGUAACAUGUCUCCUGCCCCUGUUGCUGCAGACUCGCAGCAGGAUCUGCAGCUGCAGACUUUAGCCAGAGCUUUCGAAGCUCUUCUACUCACUAUCCAACAACUCGGGUGCAGGGAUCACCUCCUGCAGCAAAGGCUGGAAUAUGCCUCUGACGAGUACUUGAAACUAGCAAGUCAAUCGCCCAAUGGGCUAGACACCCAUACCAAGAUCAUUUCUGAAAAAAUCCGUGGCCGCUAUGCCGACUUUGAUAAUCCAUCCAAACCACCGUUGAGCCCCCCGGACGUAGUUAAGGCACUGGCGGAGUCUGGAAGCGUAGGAGAUCCCACACUCACCUCAAUAACGGAGGGCUUGGUAUGCUACAAAUCAGUAUUGCAUUCCAAGGGAGUCGAUCGACUUUCUGAUGAUCUCAACCCCUGCAUAGUUGCAACCAGAGCUGGUGUGUCUGACUCCUUGGAGAAAGAUUUCACUACCAAAGGCGUACGGGGUGGACUGCGCUGUCCCUUUGCAAAGCCAAACAAUAUAAACCCAUCUGAAAACGGAGUAUCCCAUGGCAUCGAGGAUCCCUUCGGUGCCGCCAAUGGAGACGCCUGUGGACAUGAACCAGAUCCGAUCAAAGCGGAACAGCAUGAUAGACGGUCCAGCCAGGCCCCCUCUGGAUCGGCGAAGUCGUCGACCACUCGAUGUCCCGUCGCUCGCUGCCCCAUCCGGUACUUGGACCAACAUAGCCCGGAAGAGGUGGCCGACUACGUCGAGAGACACAAGCAUGAGAUUCCCAGGAGCCAUGCCAUCUGCGUCCAACGGUAUCAGAAAGACUCGUCCAGUAUGCGGCACCUCGAUGCAAAGUAUGGUAGUCUUAUCAGUAUGAUUCGCGGGCUCUCUGUCAAGCACCAAGCAUACCUCCCGGAACGGACUCGAAGCGAAGCCGGAAACUCCAGUUCCUCCGCCGAGAGAGUGGAGAAGUGGGCAGAGGAGGUUGGCCUGAAACCACAGAUGCACCCUCCUAUCAAGGAGGAGGAGGAGGAGGAAGAUGGCGAGGAAGAAAGGAAGGGCCAUUUUGAUCGACCUCUGCGCGAGGUACGACUUGGAGAAUCCCCAAGCCGGCCCUGGGGGAUCCCUGUUCCCUUUCCCGAUCCCAACCUGCAGACUUCACCAGCAGACGCGGAUCACGAUUCAGACAGAUCCCGAGAUCAUGCCGACGCCAGAACAUCCUCCGCUGCACCGCUUCAAGAUCACCCUUCCACGAGACCUGCAGGCCGCUGUCCCUUUGGUCAUGGAGCCGCCGCAUCCGCACCCGAGAAACCGGACGAUACACCCGUUCCACCACUCCAAGAUAUCCCACCACAUCCAUAUCCAACGGCCUCAAAAGGUCAAUGUCCCUUUGGUCACGGAGCCGCUGCAUCCGCAUCCGAGAAACCAGACGAUAGACCCGUUACACCUCCCCAAGAUAUCCCACCGCAUCCAUAUCCAACAGCCCCAAAGGGUAAAUGUCCCAUGGGUCAUGGAGCUGCGCCCUCCCCCGACCAGUUAGAUCCUGAGACGGAGACCAUUCGCAACCAGGACAGGGCUCCCAAGCCAGCCGAUACUGUCGAGCAAGAGACAGGGAUACCGAUAGAUGGGGGUCCGGAUAGGAUCGGGGCAAAUAUUAUAUUCAACGGACCUGUGUUUUUCGGAUUCUCCCCUGAGCAGACUGCAUCCUUCUUGCAGCAAUUGGGAAGCUUGGGAAACGGAAGAAGCACAUAGGGUUUUAGCUGUCUUAAUGGCUGAUGGAGCGGCGCUGAAUGUUUAUAUGCCGACAUAUCUAUUCUGUACAAAUCAUAUAAUGAUACCAUGACUGAGAAUUCAUCUUAA
Molecule: messenger RNA, 1939 nt
Organism: Aspergillus campestris IBT 28561
Lineage: Eukaryota; Fungi; Ascomycota; Eurotiomycetes; Eurotiales; Aspergillaceae
Exons: 2
Coding region: 98-1831 (577 amino acids)
Source: RefSeq, a predicted model, not a curated record